Messenger RNA from Ananas comosus (pineapple), 2535 nucleotides. Its product is annotated as probable protein S-acyltransferase 22. The coding region runs from base 275 to 2164 and encodes 629 amino acids. The record is from RefSeq and is a predicted model, not a curated record. Gene Ontology annotation, molecular function: protein-cysteine S-palmitoyltransferase activity. The transcript is spliced from 9 exons. Gene Ontology annotation, cellular component: endoplasmic reticulum; Golgi apparatus. Lineage: Eukaryota; Viridiplantae; Streptophyta; Magnoliopsida; Poales; Bromeliaceae. Gene Ontology annotation, biological process: protein targeting to membrane; peptidyl-L-cysteine S-palmitoylation.
AUUUAUGUCUCUCUCUCUCUCUCUCUAUCAAACCCUUCAUCUCCCAUCUCUUCUCCUCGCCAUUGUUGUGGUCGCUGAUGCUACAAAAGCUCUGAAGCUUUGUAUGAUUAGCUACUGUGCAACCCACAUUUCGAGAGAGAGAGAGAGAGAGAGAGAGAGAGAGAGAGAGAGAGAGAGUGAGCACAACCAAUUUUUCUCUUUCUCUCUCAUGGUGAGCAUUUGCUACUUCUUGGUUUUCGCCAUAUCCUGUUUGUGAGAGAGAUUUUUGCUGGAAAUGAGGAAGCAUGGGUGGGAACUUCCUUACCAUCCUCUCCAGGUGGUGGCAAUAGCGGUGUUUCUGGCUCUAGGGUUUGCUUUCUAUGUGUUCUUUGUCCCCUUUGUGGGGAAGAAGCUCUUCCAGUAUGUGGUGAUGGGGCUCUACACUCCUUUGAUUACAUGUGUCUUCCUGUUGUACAUCUGGUGUGCCGCAACGGAUCCCGGGGACCCUGGUGUUUUCAAAUCGAAGAAGUAUGUGAAAGAAGUUGACAAUGGAAAACAGACUCAUAAUAAGGAAUCAGGACAAGUAGUUUCAAACAGUGAAUUACAUACGGCAACAACUGGAGAAAAGGCUGUUCCUGAGGGCCUCAGCACUGUUGCUGCUACUGACAAAUCAUAUGAUCAAAAGGAGGGGGAGAGUUCAUCUAGCUGCAGUAGAGCUUUUCUGGCCCUGUUUUUCCUAUGCCGUCCUCUUUGUUUUCUGGGCAAUUUGUGCCAUUCACAUGAACAGUCCUCUGAACAGCAAAUGAGUGAAGACGGCAUGUUUUUCUGCAGCCUAUGUGAAGUGGAGGUUUUGAAGUACAGUAAGCACUGUAGGGUUUGCGACAAAUGUGUUGAUGGAUUUGAUCAUCACUGCAGAUGGCUCAACAAUUGUAUAGGAAGAAGGAACUAUAGAAGGUUCUUCAUCCUCAUGAUUUUUGCGCUUCUCUUGCUUAUACUGGAAUGGUCAGUGGGAGUGCUUGUGCUGAUUCUCUGCUUCCUCAAGCGGAAGGAAUACUCUGCGGAGAUCGUUUCAAAGCUAGGAAGCAGCUUUUCUCUUCUGCCUUUUGUUAUUGUAGUGGCAUCCUGCACCUUACUGGCAAUGGUUGCAACACUACCACUCGCUCAGCUUUUCUUCUUUCACAUUCUUCUUAUUAAGAAGGGCAUUACUACAUACGACUACAUCAUAGCUUUAAGAGAGCAAGAGCAGCAACAAGAUGUUGCUGGCCACCAAAGUCCGCAGAUGUCUCAGGUGAGCUCUAUCACGGGGCUUAGCAGUGCUAGUUCUUUUGGCACAUUUCACCGUGGCUCAUGGUGCACCCCUCCUAGAUUAUUCCUUGAAGAUCAGUUUGAUGUUGUUCCUCCUGAGAUUGGCACAUCUGUAAAUUCCACUGGAAAGAAGAUAAGGGAAGAAGAAAAACCCAGGAGAAAAGCUGCGGGAACCGUGAAAAUUAGCCCUUGGACUCUGGCCCGUCUUAAUGCAGAUGAGGUUUCGAAAGCGGCGGCAGAAGCAAGAAAGAAAUCCAGAGUUCUUCAACCAAUUAAUAGACGAGAUGUUACUCCUCUUGGCCAUGAAACAGAUAAUAGCUACAGAAGUUCAAGUAACCGAACAAUUCCGAGACCUGAUAACAAAAGGCGAGUGAACAAAAGAGGAAAGAUCCCCACUGAACCGUCUUUCGAACCAUUGGCAAAAAUAUCAGCCAGUGCUACUGAUACGAAUGGCAGUGAACUUGGACCAGAAACUUCGACCAACUUAGCCCCACUCCAGCUUGAAGCGAGAAGUGCUUUUCGACCGAGCAGAACAGCUUCCGCUAGAAAUACUGUCAUUUCUUCUCCAGAAAGUAGCUUGGAGUCUCCUGAUUUACACCCAUUUCGCAUUUCUUCAGGAGCUGAAGAUGCACAAGGUCUAUCUUCGAUGCAGGUUCCAGGAAGUAAUGCUGCUACACAGAAGGGGAUUGAAUUUUCGAGAUCAACUAGUGAUGGGUACGAAGCUUCAGGGGGUGAAGAUAGUGACCGGAUCCCUUCACGAAUUGUUCACAGAUCGGCCAAUUGGGCUAAUGUCAUGCUCAGUUCCGGUCGUGGUGAGAUGAAGAGCGACCAAAAGGGAUCAUCCUCUGGAGGGCUUUUAAGUAACGCUAGAGUGCCCUAAAGGGAGGUGGUAUUUAGUUUUUCUUUCUUUUUGUGUUUUUCUAUUUUUAGUUUCAAGCCUAAUCAAUAGCAAGUCAUGGUGGUUUAUAUGGAAAUCGCUACAAAUCCUGUAUGAAGCUGGAUAAUGGUUCUGAAGGAGGAUACUGUUUAACAAGAAAAAGAAAAAAAAAGGGGGGGUACUUUUUGUUGUACUGGUGCAUCUGGUAUUAUUGCUUGUCUCAGUUAAUGUUAACCAGAUAGCAUUGCCAGAAACAUACUUCUAUUAAUUGUUAUUCCUUUAGUGCUGUAUCUAUGCCGUAUCUGUGACUCAAAUCAGUAUUUCUUCUUUCCCAGCUUUUAAACAAUGUGAUUACUGAGGUAGUUCUUUGUGAA